CUGGUCGCGCGUGGAUCAAAUAAUAUUUCGAAUGUGUUACUUUCUUACUUUUGUGUCUCAGCUUGGGCCGCCAUUCAUACCGAUACAGGUUUGGCGUGGUUGGAUUUUCGAGCUGAAGUAGACGAGGCGGGACCGGGGUAUAUAUACCGACGGUGGGCGUCGGCAUAGAACACAUCGUCUGCAGGCACGCGUCCUCCCAAGACCCUGUCAGCUACUCCACUGCCAAAGAAAGACACAUCAUGAAGUACACGAUUGUGUUUCUUGUUCUCGCAACUGUGAUUGCUGCUGCCAUGGCUGGCUACGCGUAUGGUGGCUAUGGAGGAUACGGGCGUGGCGGCUACGGCGGCUACGGCGGAUAUGGCGGCUACGGCGGUUACGGCGGAUACGGAGGCUACGGCGGCUAUGGUGGUUACGAUGGCUACGGAGGAUACGGCCGCGGAUACGGUGGCUACGGAUACGGUCGUGGAUAUGGCGGAUACGGAGGCUACGGUGGAUACGGCGGAUACGGAGGCUACGGUGGCUACGGAAAAUACGGUCACGGUUUCUAUGGUUAAGGAAGACUUCGGCAGUACGUUGAAUAAAGACACGUAAAACU
This is a messenger RNA of Rhipicephalus sanguineus (brown dog tick), 595 nucleotides long. Its product is annotated as neuropeptide-like protein 31. The record is from RefSeq and is a predicted model, not a curated record. The transcript is spliced from 2 exons. NCBI's taxonomy places the organism in Eukaryota, Metazoa, Arthropoda, Arachnida, Ixodida, Ixodidae. Bases 240 to 554 code for a protein of 104 amino acids.